GCUCACAUCUCGCUAACCAGUCUCCAACCAACAAACUAACCAACAGGCACAGCUAGCUAGUACUAGCCUAGAAGUGCCGGAAAGCACGGCACAUCGGCCGUGCUGACCGGCACUCCGGCAUGGACCGACCCUGCAGACAAAGGACAUGACACGCACAGAUGCAGCCGUACAUACGCACAAUAGUUUCCUCCUUCCAUCCUCACCAUCUCUUCGUACACCUCAUGCAUGCCGUUGGCGUGCACGCAGGGGGCAUGCGCAAGCAGCGGGCCUGGGGGGAACCUGUGUGAGACACACAGCACCACACACAGGGCCGUAUGCGUCUACAUGGCCACGGCUGGUUGAUGAGCUUACAGGUGGAGGACGUCGUCGAUGUGGUCGACGAUGACGUCAUAGGCGUCCCACAUGUCGUCCUCUAGGUCCUGCAGCGGCCCAAAGGGCAGUCCCGUCACCAGGUCGUGCAACGCCGUCACCCGCUCGGCAAACUCAUUGCCAACAAACACUGAAGAGCCACAUACGUGAAGCAUAUGAAGAUAGAUAAGAUGGGCAGGCAGGAACUUCUUUCUUUCUUUCUUUCUUGAUGGAUCUUACCUGGCAGCUCAGUGACGCGCUCGGCGAUCCAGUCGUUGAGCCCCCACCUACGAGCAUUGACGUACUCUCUACACAGGUGCGUCAUUGUGGGGCCGUCCUCGUCGUUCAUGUAGGCAUCAUUCCACACAUUGUUGAGCUCCAUCAGCUCCCGCUCGGCCCUCUCGAUAAAAUCCUCACUCACGAGUUGCAGCAUCGUCCAGAAACACCCCACAAUGUCUUCACUGCACAGGAAGGACAAGACAACAUGAGGGAAAUACACCAGUGAGUGCGUCGAGACGUGAAGGUCUGUCUGUGUCGUUGCAAAUACCGACCGAUACGACGGCUCCAGGCCCAUCAGCGACCAGUGCGACGCGUAUGCGAAGGUGCUCCGCAUGCUCUCAUACCGGCCGACGAAGCGGGGCUCCGUAUGUGUCUGGUUGCCAAUAUAACGUGACCGGCAGAAGUCGACGAACUGUAUGCGGAACUUGCCGUCACGCGGCAGCAUGACUGCACACACAGAGAGAGAAAGGAACACACAGGCAGAGGUGAGUUCCUUUCUUUUCCUGUCCGUGUGUGUUCCUGUGUACGGUUGCGAGGGUUCUGGUCGCCGUGGAUAUGGCCCGUGGCGUGGAUCAACUUCAACGACAACACCUGAGAACACAGCCAAACACACAGACACGCAUGCAUACAUGCAUCCAUCCAUCCCACCCAGCCACCCGUCCAUCCAUUGCAAAGCCUUCCUUACCGCCUCACGCAUGAGCUCAAACAUGGCCUUGACAGGGAAGAGCCCGCCCUUGCCCCACCACCCCUGCGCCACGCCCUGGAGAUCCUUGAGGCAGGACUCCAUCACCAUCCCCGCCAUCCCCUGCCCCACCACAGUCCACCCCUUGAAUGCCGGCACCGGCAUCACAUCCCUCCCGAUCCCCUGCCGCUUGAGGUCGUCGAAGAUGCGGUUCAAAGUCCACGCCUCCUCCAUGAUGUUGGUGUUGAAGGCAGCGGCAUGCGCUGUCUUGAUGGCGGCCUGCUCCCCGUCCAGGUAUCCGACGGCUUCGUCGACGCGCCCGUCCGUGCCACUGCCGUAGGGGCUGCCGAGGACGUACAGCUUGGGCUGCACAUCGGGGCUGGCCGAAAACGUCGGCAGCAGGGCGCCUUCUUGCGGCCAUGGCGGGCCCGACGCCGCCGCCCAUCGGAACACAUGCCCAAUUACGUCCCUGUCGGAUGCAUUCAGCUCCGUGACAUCCAUCGCCGUCGAGUUGGUGAACGAACAGUGCAAACAGG
Messenger RNA from Vitrella brassicaformis, 1845 nucleotides. Lineage: Eukaryota; Vitrellaceae. The record is from the annotation of a GenBank genome assembly.